Mytilus trossulus (common blue mussel) is the source of this 2381-nucleotide messenger RNA. RefSeq lists its product as uncharacterized. NCBI's taxonomy places the organism in Eukaryota, Metazoa, Mollusca, Bivalvia, Mytilida, Mytilidae. The record is from RefSeq and is a predicted model, not a curated record. The coding region runs from base 243 to 1163 and encodes 306 amino acids. The transcript is spliced from 6 exons.
CAGAAAUUGUGCGUUCAAGAUAGAAUGAUCAUAAAUAAACUUAUGUGACAACAAAACUGGAUAAAAGGGGACAAAGGGAACACGCUUCUUCGUUUCUUCCACUUGCGAUAAGGAUAUAUUUCUGUUUUUAAUCAAAGAAAUAACUAUGGCAUACGUACAUUGUAGUAAACAUACAUGACAGAAAUAGGUGAUUACCACUAGCUAGGAAAAUAACUAAUUUAAAGGGGUAAAAUGUGUUUGUUAUGGUGACCUCCACCGGAAAGGUUACAUUAUUUGUAGUGUUUAUGACCUCUGUAGCUCAAAGCAUGGACCUUAAUAAAACUAUGUGUACUGAGGAUUGUGCAGGUUAUAAUUUUCCUUCACCACUCUUUAAAAGGGAUGUCAUCAAUUUAGUGGAUGUUAGCAGCAGUGCAUUUAUACACAAUCAUUUAUUGUCAUUUCCAUGUCCACCAGCAUGGUGGCCAGGUUUCUGUACUGAUCUACAGACAUUCACUAGGAUAAACCUCUCCUGCCAGGAAAUAACUAUCAUACUACAAGUAUGUCUCAAACAAACUGAAGAAAAAUAUUAUUCUAAUUUAUUGUCGGAUUGUAAAACCAUUUUGCAUUGCAAAGAAUUCGAAAGGUUGUGUUCAUCUAAAAGGUAUAAGCAUCACUGUGUUGACGGUAUCACUUAUAGUGUACCAAAUUUUGUUGAUGUGAACGAAGAUAAUGCAAAAGACCACAUGAAUAAUACAACGGAAAUUACCAUGGGAAAUAGUGUAAUAGAGUCGGACACUGACUCAGGACUAUCGUACAUUGGACCAAGUAUUAACUGGCAUGUACUUUGGGCCUUGUUAGUUCUAGUCUACAUAUUGGUAUUUGUGCCUUGCUUUUUAAACUUUGUAAUAAAACGAUCUCUGAUAGACAAGUGUCGGAACAGAUGUCAGAGAGGUAGAAGUAAAACUGUGAAGACAAACUGUGAUGACGAUGAACCGUCAUUAAUACCUGUAGUACAUAAAGAGUUACACAGUCCAGUAGAUGCAGAGAACUCUCUAUUUAUUCCAUCCAGACCCGAUUCUAUGGCAUCUUCUAUAGGACAGGAAUUCGAUUUCCCUUACGCCGAUCAAAGUGCAGCUGUUUCAAUGUAUUCUCUUCUAUUGAUAGAUGACCAAGACACUGGAUAAGAUUACACAUAAAACAUUCAUACAAAAAAACAUUUGAGAUGCCCGUCAUGCCAAUUCAUAAUGUUUCUGUCAAUUUACUCUAAACCUGAAUAUACUCUAAACCUGGAUGUUUGAACUAUAAGAGUGGUACUUUGGCAACAUUUCCUCCAAAUGUGUUCAAAAUAUUUCUACAACACAAAUGCAUAUAACGCGGUCAUAUAUAUUUUUUUACAUGGAUAUUAUGUGGCCAGUUAUAUGAUGGAACUUUAAAGAUUAUCAUUUGGUCCAAUUGGUAUAAAUAUCCUGUUUAUAUAUUUCUAAUACUUAAUUUCACAUAGAUUAUGAUACGAUGGCCUCCAACUAAAUCCACUGCUUUGGUGGAUAGUUGUCUCAUUGGCAAUCAUACCACCUCCAUGUUUUAUAUACUGUCUACGUUCGUUUGAUCACAAAAAAAGAUGUAUAAAUAGAAAAAAAACACUUUUAAACAAUGCUAUUUGAGGCAAUUGUUCUAAGAUUAAAUAAUUUGUAUGACAAAAACGGACUUGAGGAAUAAAAGUAAAAUACCAUAUUCAACAGACAAAACAUAUAUAGUACACGAUGUUACUGCAGAAAAACAUCGCUCAAAAUACCAUAUAUGUACCAUCCUAUUACAGAAACAAUAUAGAACCAUAUAAUGAUACACAAACACAGCAGUAAAAUAAACCAUAGCAUAAUAUAUAUACAGCUAUAAAACAUCAGAUAGCAUAAUAUUAUACACAACUGUAAAACAAAGCAAACUAUAGCAUGAUAUAUACAGCUGUAAACCAUAACAUUAUAUAUAAAGCUGUAAACCAUAGCAUUAUAUAUACACCUAUAGACCAUGGCAUAAUAUAAAAACCUGUAAACCAUAGCAUAAUAUAAAACCUGUAAACCAUAGCAUAAUAUAAAUAGCUGUAAACCAUAGCAUAAUAGUUUUGAAUAUUUUUUUAAAUGAUAACAUUGUAAACAAAAGUUGAUUAUUAGAGAUUUUACUCAGGUUUAAAUUUGAAUUGCAUGAAAAGUGUUUAAUAUUAUAGUAUAUGCUCAAUGCCAAAUGUAUAUUUUAUUGAUGAUUGGGAGAUGGAAAUGGCGCUUUUAUUUAUAAUUGCUUAUAUUUUUCUUUGUUAUAUGUUGUAGUUAUUAUUGUAACUCAAUGUACAGUUACAUUAUUUAUUUUGAAUAUUUGAAAAGUGAGCACAAUAAAUUAGUUUUUUAAUUCUU